Oncorhynchus mykiss (rainbow trout) is the source of this 2640-nucleotide messenger RNA. The record is from RefSeq and is a predicted model, not a curated record. Lineage: Eukaryota; Metazoa; Chordata; Actinopteri; Salmoniformes; Salmonidae.
AAAGUGAAUGAAUGAACGAAUGAAUGAACAAAUGAAUGAAUAUUUAACACGAGGUGAUAGCCACUUUUAUCCCGUGUUAAAUGUGUUAUUUUAAUAUGCGAUUGCACCCUGGACUCUAGGCAGGUGUUCCCACAUCCAGUCAACCUGUCAGUGAUGACUGUACUGACUUCAUCAGUUUCUAACUGUGGACACUAAUGUUGUAGUGUAUAUUCAUGUUGAAUCUGACAUGAAUAUGUAUGUUAAGUCUGAACAUCUCAUUUUGCAACAGGUGCAGUGAGGACUGACCAGUCUUGAGAUGGAGAGCUGACUAGAGUUUGGUUUGUGGGAUGGAACUGAAGGAUUUUGGGUACUGGCCAGCUGGGCUACUAGACUGCGGUUUCUACUAGCCCAGGUAACAUUCAGGUCCUAAAUCUGCGCCAUGCAACGUUUAUAAAGACAACAUUUCACUGGCCAGCCGGGCUAGUUGGGCAUAUUUUCUACUAGCCUAGUCUGAAAAGUACUAGACUCGGGCUAGAGGACUGGCUUAAUAUCCAGAUCUCACUGAUUGCUAUUGGCUACAUACCAGUGGCUUGACAGUGUAAGCACCCUCAAGUCCCAAUGAACAGCUGAUAGGGAAUAUUCUGGAAUAAGUUACCCUCUGAUUUGAGGUUUGUGUGUGUGUGGACCUUCAACUCUGUACAAUGUAACUGUAAGGCAGAUGUGCACUGAACAUGAAAUCUGUCAGUGCACUUCUGCCUCUAUUGUUUAAUUGUCAUGCUCUUACUAACAAUAAUAAGAAACUAUGGAAAUAAUUGUACCCUUAGCUGAAAAGCAAAAGCAAUUGUAUUUAAAAAUGUAUACCAUUACAACGACACAACACGCUUACAGAACUAAGAGGGAAACAAAGGACAGGGUGCGUGGGGGAGGGGGGCUGAGGGCCAUGCUAUGGAAGGCCCUCCUACAUCCCUCACCAGUGAUUGGCCUUCUGAUGUUAUGGAAGGCCCUCCUACAUCCCUCCCCAGUGAUUGGCCAUCUGAUGUUAUGGAAGGCCCUCCUACAUCCCUCACCAGUGAUUGGCCUUCUGAUGUUAUGGAAGGCCCUCCUACAUCCCUCCCCAGUGAUUGGCCAUCUGAUGUUAUGGAAGGCCCUCCUACAUCCCUCCCCAGUGAUUGGCCUUCUGAUGUUAUGGAAGGCCCUCCUACAUCCCUCCCCAGUGAUUGGCCAUCUGAUGUUAUGGAAGGCCCUCCUACAUCCCUCCCCAGUGAUUGGCCAUCUGAUGUUAUGGAAGGCCCUCCUUCUUCCCGCCCCAGUGAUUGGCCAUCUGAUGUUAUGGAAGGCCCUCCUUCUUCCCGCCCCAGUUAUUGGCCAUCUGAUGUUAUGGAAGGCCCUCCUUCUUCCCGCCCCAGUGAUUGGCCUUCUGAUGUUAUGGAAGGCCCUCCUUCUUCCCGCCCCAGUGAUUGGCCAUCUGAUGUUAUGGAAGGCCCCCCUUUUCCCUCCCCAGUGAUUGGCCAUCUGAUGUUAUGGAAGGCCCUCCUUCUUCCCGCCCCAGUGAUUGGCCUUCUGAUGUUAUGGAAGGCCCUCCUUCUUCCCGCCCCAGUGAUUGGCCAUCUGAUGUUAUGGAAGGCCCUCCUACAUCCCUCCCCAGUGAUUGGCCAUCUGAUGUUAUGGAAGGCCCUCCUACAUCCCUCCCCAGUGAUUGGCCAUCUGAUGUUAUGGAAGGCCCUCCUACAUCCCUCCCCAGUGAUUGGCCUUCUGAUGUUAUGGAAGGCCCUCCUACAUCCCUCCCCAGUGAUUGACCUUCUGAUGUUAUGGAAGGCCCUCCUUCUUCCCGCCCCAGUGAUUGGCCAUCUGAUGUUAUGGAAGGCCCUCCUACAUCCCUCCCCAGUGAUUGACCAUCUGAUGUUAUGGAAGGCCCUCCUUCUUCCCGCCCCAGUGAUUGGCCUUCUGCGUUUGAACAGCAUUUCUUUCUCUUCUUUCCCAAUGCUCUCCUCCCCUCCUGUCUGGGCCCAGCUAAUCUCCAGAACAGGGAGGAAUCCAACUUGAUUGAACUUCCGCACAAAGAUUAUUAUUAUUAUUCCAAUGCAAUUAUUUGCACUAAAGGGCUGCUGACUCGCUGGUCCUGGGGCUGGCUGAGGGCCAAUCUCAUCCUCUUCUACCAACUCACUGUCAGACUCUGAAUUGACAGAGGCAUGAUCCUCAUAUUCGGGAAAAUUCUUCAUCUUCCAAAGUGGAAGACGCUCCUUCCACACCAGCUUCUCUCUCUACAAAAAUGAUUUCUAAGUCCCUCUGAGCAGAGAUGAUUUUUUGCCAUGCUGACUGAUUGUGGUAAGGAGCCACACAUACAAAGCUAUUUAUUUGUUGUGUCCCUCCCCCAAUUUGCACCUUGUGCAGGUUCCCGAAAGACAUUGUGUAGUUUCACACACUACAAAGUGUAAAGAGUGAGAGAAAAGCGGGAGACAGGCAGGGAGAUAGACAGGAUAUUGGUGGUAUGUUGAAACAGCAGGCCCAGGGAGGAGGAAGACAAAGUGAAGGCACACAGCAAACCUUUUUGCUCAAUUUGGACUUGUUUUCACGUACACACACACUUUUCCACACGUUUAUUACCCUCGGGGCCUGUGGACCUGAACACCACAUAUGUAAUAUAAAUAUGUAGGGAGGUGC